Molecule: messenger RNA, 1839 nt
Organism: Saxophila tyrrhenica
Lineage: Eukaryota; Fungi; Ascomycota; Dothideomycetes; Mycosphaerellales; Extremaceae
Gene: PCK1
Product: Protein kinase C-like 1
Exons: 4
Coding region: 1-1839 (612 amino acids)
Biological process (GO): gluconeogenesis
Cellular component (GO): cytosol
Molecular function (GO): ATP binding; phosphoenolpyruvate carboxykinase (ATP) activity
Source: RefSeq, a predicted model, not a curated record
AUGUCAGAGCAAAGCAGAGCAGAUACAAAGGCCGCUCGCCCCAGCAACUUGACACGGACCCUCACUCCCGGCGUUCCUUACGAAGAUACUGAUUUCCUGAAGAACCAGCUUCAGAAGCAGGACCACAACAACUUCCACUCGGAUUCACUUCGGCAGUUCAAAGUAGGGAAGAUGGUGUCCCAGCCUGUAAACAAGACCGCUCUUCACCCUUCGGGUGUCCAGCCUCAGCCAGAGCACACCGAGCUCGAGGAAGAACUCCACGAGCGAGCACACAUCGACUACGACCGCGUCUCGAUCAUUGCCAACCCUUCCGUCCCUGCCCUCUACGAAGAUGCUCUCGUCUACGAGACUGGGUCUGCCAUGACCUCGAGCGGUGCGCUUUCAGCCUACUCCGGAGCAAAAACAGGACGAUCACCGUCAGACAAGCGUAUUGUGCAAGAGGAAAGCUCUGAAAAGGAGGUUUGGUGGGGACCGGUCAAUAAGCCCAUGAGUACCGAUGUUUGGCGUAUCAACCGCGAGCGUGCCAUUGACUACCUGAACACGAGGAACCGCAUCUAUGUCGUAGACGGCUACGCUGGAUGGGACGAGCGCUACCGGAUCAACGUGCGUGUGGUCUGCGCUCGAGCUUACCAUGCUCUCUUCAUGCGCAACAUGCUCAUCCGGCCUUCUCGGAAAGAGCUCGAAAGCUUCCAUCCUGACUACGUGAUCUACAAUGCCGGUGCGUUCCCGGCCAACAGAUAUACCAUGGGUAUGACCUCAUCUACAUCGGUCGCCAUCAACUUCGCGGAGAAGGAGAUGGUCAUUCUCGGUACUGAAUACGCCGGCGAGAUGAAGAAGGGAAUCUUCACUGUCCUCUUCUACGAGAUGCCAGUCAAGCACGACGUCCUCACUCUGCACUCUUCUGCCAACGAGGGUAAAGACGGAGACGUGACAGUCUUCUUCGGCCUUUCGGGAACCGGCAAGACCACCCUCUCCGCUGACCCGAAGCGUGCCCUCAUUGGUGACGAUGAGCACUGCUGGAGUGACAAGGGUGUAUUUAACAUCGAAGGCGGCUGCUACGCCAAGUGCAUUGGUCUCUCGGCUGAGAAGGAGCCCGAUAUCUUCAAUGCCAUCAAGUUCGGUUCUAUCCUUGAGAACACUGUCUUCGACCCAGUUACCCGUGUUGUCGACUACGACGACGCGACACUGACCGAGAACACUCGCUGCGCCUACCCAAUCGAGUACAUCGAGAACACCAAGAUUCCAUGCCUGUCGCAGAACCACCCAUCGAAUAUCAUCCUGCUGACCUGCGAUGCUCGUGGUGUGCUCCCACCUAUCUCGAAGCUCACCAAGGAGCAGACCAUGUUCCACUUCAUUUCCGGCUACACUUCAAAGAUGGCUGGUACCGAGGACGGUGUGACCGAGCCUCAAGCGACCUUCUCCUCUUGCUUCGCUCAGCCCUUCCUAGCCCUGCACCCAAUGCGCUACGCCAAGAUGCUCGCGGACAAGAUCGACCAGCACAAGGCCAACGCCUGGCUGCUCAACACCGGCUGGGUCGGCGCUGGCGCCACCACUGGCGGCAAGCGCUGCCCCCUGAAGUACACUCGUGCCAUCCUCGACUCCAUCCACAGCGGCGAGCUCGCAAAGGUCGAGUAUGAGACUUACGAUGUAUUCAACCUCAACGUGCCCAAGACGUGCACGAACGUGCCGGAUGAGCUGCUCAAUCCGAAGAAGAGCUGGACCGGAACCGCAGACUUCAGCGGGGAAGUGACAAAGCUCGGCGAGCUGUUUAACGAGAAUUUCAAGAAGUAUUCUGACGAGGCGACGGAUGAGGUGAUUAAGGCCGGGCCGCAGACUUGA